This is a messenger RNA of Nymphaea colorata (pocket water lily), 1936 nucleotides long. Its product is annotated as pectinesterase-like. Lineage: Eukaryota; Viridiplantae; Streptophyta; Magnoliopsida; Nymphaeales; Nymphaeaceae. Gene Ontology annotation, biological process: cell wall modification. The transcript is spliced from 2 exons. Gene Ontology annotation, molecular function: pectinesterase activity; pectinesterase inhibitor activity. The record is from RefSeq and is a predicted model, not a curated record. Bases 44 to 1675 code for a protein of 543 amino acids.
AAAACACAAACAAGCACACCAACAAAGGAAGCAAAGCAACAAAAUGAAGCGUUCUGCCAUGUCCUUCUUCCCUCUCUUCUUCUUCACCCUUGCCCUCCUCCUCCCUUCGUCUAUCUCUCUCAUCGACCCCGUCACUCCAGACCACGCCUGCACCUUCACCACCGAUCCCCACUUCUGCCAGUCCCUCUUGCCUAGUGCAUCCCUGUCCAACUUCUAUGGCUACGGCCAAUACCUUAUCAAGAAGUCCUUACAGCAGUCCUACGCCUUCUCCUCCCUCAUAAACGAGACCAUAAGAGAUAAGGCCAACCUCACCCCUCAGGCAGCAGCUGCCCUUAACGAUUGCCUGCUGCUCUCAGAACUCACCACCGAUUUCUUGACUUCCUCCCUCUCCACCCUCGACUCCUGCGACGCCACCAGCCUAGCCGAAGACCAGGCAGACUUGGUCCAAACCCUCUUGAGUGCCAUUGUCACCAACCGGCGCACUUGCUUGGAUGGCCUCGCCCAGGCGUCAUUCUUGCAGCACGGCCACAAGCUGUACGCUCCGCUGAUGAAUGGGUCUCAGCUCUACAGUGUGUCGCUCGCCAUGCUGACCAACUCCUGGCCCUUCAAGCACAAGAAGGCCAACCCCGGCCGGCAAUUGCUUGAUGAGAUGAGAGUAGGCAAGGAUGGUGUGCCUGAAUGGGUCAACCGGAAGAUCUUCCACUCUGGCUCUGCCCGAAGGAUGGCUCUGCAGACGGUAGGGAGCGUGGUUGUCGCCAAGGACGGCAGCGGCAAGUACCGCACCAUUGGCGAAGCCAUUGCUGCUGCUCCUGCCAACAGCGGAAGCAACGGGUACUACGUGAUCAACGUGAAGGCGGGAGUGUACGAGGAGUACGUGUCCAUACCCAAGAACAAGAAAUACAUAAUGAUGGUUGGAGACGGGAUCGGCAAGACCAUCAUCACUGGACACCGUAACGUUGUUGACGGAUCUACCACUUUCAACUCUGCAACUCUCGCUGUACUUGGUGAGGGCUUCGUAGCAAUCGGGAUUACGGUGAGGAACACCGCCGGUCCAGCCAAGCAUCAGGCCGUGGCCGUUAGAAACGGCGCCGACCUCUCGACCUUCUACAAGUGCAGCUUCGAGGGAUACCAAGACACGCUCUACACCUACUCCAUGCGUCAGUUCUUUCGGGAGUGCGAUAUCUACGGCACAGUGGACUUCAUCUUCGGCAAUGCCGCUGUCGUCUUUCAAAACUGCAACAUAUACGUGAGGCUGCCAGCUGCCAAACAGUUCAACACAGUCACAGCUCAAGGGAGAACCGACCCUAACCAGAACACUGGCAUCUCCAUCAUCAACUGCAACAUCGCGGCCGCCUCCGAUCUCGCCGGCCACUCCGAGGUGAGGACAUAUCUAGGCAGGCCGUGGAAGCAGUACUCGAGGACAGUGUUCAUCCAGUCCAACCUUGGUAGCUUGAUCAACCCGGCGGGGUGGUCUCCAUGGGCCGGUAGCUUUGCUCUCAGCACUCUAUACUAUGGAGAGUACAACAACCGUGGCCCAGGUGCAGCUACCGGUGGCAGGGUCAAAUGGCCUGGGUUCCAUAUCAUGAGUUCUAGCGAUGCUAGCCGCUUCACCGUGUCCAGUUUCAUACAAGGAGGAAAUUGGCUGCCCAAGACAACCGUGCCAUUCACGGCCUGAUUAUAUUGAUGAGAAGAAAUGUGAACGAGUUCCACUGUAGCCUAAGCCUUUAGGUUAUUCAUUUUAUUGAUGUGUCGAUUUUUUAAUUUGUUUGUAUUUUGGAGAGGGAGGGCACUUGCCCUCUCAUAUCUUAUCUGUUUAUUGAUUUGGUGUACUUAAGAAGACAUUGGUUGUAGCUCUAUCUUUCAGAUUGAACUGUAAAGAAGAUCAUCCGGAUCUUUUACGCAAUCAAUAUUGUAACUUUAAUUGUAAUAAACUUUC